This is a messenger RNA of Lactuca saligna, 345 nucleotides long. The record is from the annotation of a GenBank genome assembly. Lineage: Eukaryota; Viridiplantae; Streptophyta; Magnoliopsida; Asterales; Asteraceae.
AUGCAUGUUCCCUAUCUCUGUUUUCUUGGACUGAUUUUAUCUCGUGAGGAAGGCUAUGUUGAAAUUCAUGGGAUUAUUAUUCCAAAUCUUGACAUCUCCUCAAAGACUAUCAAUCCAACUCCAUCUGAAGGUGACUUGAUUAUUACAGAGAAGAUGCAAAAGUGGAUUAACAAACCCUAUGGUUGUGAAUCCUCUGACUCUGAAGAAGAAAAUGAUGAGGAUAAUAAAGAAGUGGAUGACGAGGAAAAAGACAUUGAUAAAGAUGAAGAAGAAUUAGUUGUUGAUAAUGGAAAAGAGUUUGCUCAGGGAAUAAACUCUCCUCCAAGCAUAAAUAAGCACAUAUGA